Messenger RNA from Conger conger (European conger), 1391 nucleotides. Its product is annotated as organic cation/carnitine transporter 2-like. Lineage: Eukaryota; Metazoa; Chordata; Actinopteri; Anguilliformes; Congridae. The record is from RefSeq and is a predicted model, not a curated record. Gene Ontology annotation, molecular function: transmembrane transporter activity. Gene Ontology annotation, cellular component: membrane. The coding region runs from base 1 to 1305 and encodes 434 amino acids. The transcript is spliced from 8 exons. Gene Ontology annotation, biological process: transmembrane transport.
AUGACCACGACAGACUAUGACGAUGUUACCAAAUUUCUGGGAGAAUGGGGACAUUUUCAAAAACUGAUCGCAUUACUCCUCUGUAUAAGCGUAAUUCCUAACGGGUUGACAGGUUUUUCCGUUGUAUUCAUCGCUGACACGCCUCCGCACCACUGCUUGAUACCACCAAAUGCCAAUAUUAGCGCAGAAUGGAGAAACUAUUCUAUUCCACUGGAAGAAGAUAAUGGGGAGAUGCGGUACAGCAAAUACACCCGAUACAAACUGGACGUAAUAAAGCGUCUUUCAGACAACGGAUCCGUGCCUGGAAUCGACGUGAAUGUCACUGAAAUAGAACAGGAAAGCUGUAAGGAUGGAUGGCAUUACGACCGAUCAAUUUACAUUUCAACCAUCGUGUCCGAGUGGGAUCUGGUGUGUAGUGAUGCAUGGAAGGUCCCCAUGACCACUUCUGUGUUAUUCUUUGGAUUGUUAACGGGAGCCUUUUUUUCUGGACAAUUGUCGGACAGGUUCAUCCCGGAGUCUCCCCGAUGGCUUCUCUCUCAGGGCCGGGUGGAGGAGGCAGAGGCCAUUUUGAGAGGUGCUGCCAAGAAGAACAGAGUCAAAGCCCCGGAGGUCAUCUUUCAACCUCUCCAGGCAGAACACCAGGAAACGUUGAACCACCACAACAUCUGUGAUCUCAUUAAGUCCAGCAGCAUCCGCUGGAUCACGAUCAAACUGAUCCUAAUGUGGGUGAUAAUCUGCCUUGGGUACUUUGCCUUAUCUUUGAACACCUCAAAUCUGUCUGGGGACCCCUUUUUGAACAGUUUCUUCUCGGCGGCUGUUGAAGUCCCAGCCUACAUUUUGGCCUGGCCCCUAUUUCGCUCUUGCCCAAGGCGACUGUGUCUCUCUCCCACGCUGUUCCUCAGUGGAGUGGUAUUACUGGUCACACAGCUCAUACCAGGAAAGCUGAGUUCAGUGUCUAUUGCACUGGAGAUGAUGGGGAAAUUUGGAUUCUCGGUGGCUUACAUUCUGGUGUACGCUUUCACGGCGGAGCUGUACCCCACCGUCCUGAGGAACACCGCGGUGGGCACCUGCUCCACCAUCUCCCAGCUGGGCAACAUCGCCGCACCCUAUUUCCUCUAUAUGGGAACCUAUUACAAGUCCUUGCCAUACAUAUUAAUGGGGAGCCUCUGUGCUUUGGGGGGGUUGCUUGGCCUCCUGCUUCCUGAGACCUAUGGUUUGCCUCUCCCAGAGACCAUCGAUCACAUGCAGACUAUUCAAAGGUAUAAAAAGCGACAAACAUCAAAUCGAGGGCGGCCUGUAGUGUAGUGGUUAAGGUACAUCACUGGGACCCGCAAAGUCGGUGGUCCGACCCCGGUUGUAGCCACAAUAAGAUCCGCACAGCCGUUGGGCCC